Messenger RNA from Dermacentor silvarum, 884 nucleotides. RefSeq lists its product as uncharacterized. The record is from RefSeq and is a predicted model, not a curated record. Gene Ontology annotation, molecular function: metalloendopeptidase activity. Gene Ontology annotation, biological process: proteolysis. The transcript has 5 exons. The coding region runs from base 27 to 884 and encodes 285 amino acids. Lineage: Eukaryota; Metazoa; Arthropoda; Arachnida; Ixodida; Ixodidae.
UCAAAGCGUUGAACCGUUGAACAAGCAUGCGAGAUGAACUCCACUGGUCAAAGUGCUGGCUUGGCAGCUGCACGCCGCAAGUUAGCUCGUUCCCAUGUUAUCGAGCGCCAGUUUUCUCACGUGACGGUACGGCCGCUACCACUGUGAACCCGACCCCCUUAUUGUCAACGGUACCAGAUGGUGUAGCAGAGGAGCCGACAACCCUCAAGGCAUCGAUGACGCAGGCGUCUUCGUAUGCAGCGCUGAAGUCCCCCCGCGAUCGACACGAUUUCCCGAGCAUCUCAAUGCCGGAGUACCAGCCGCCGAGCAACUACUCGCACUCGGAAAGCGCACGCUGCAGGAUGGCGGUGAUCGCUCUAUUCCUCCUGGCUUCCGUGCUGCUUCCCCUGCUGACCCUCACGUGGCUCUACUUGUUCGCCAAUCAGGAUACGCCGAGCUCUUUUCCCGUCUGCUCGACCGACGGCUGUCUGAAACACGCGACGGCGUUGAGCGCCAAGCGGAACGGAUCCCUGGACCCCUGCGAGGACUUCGGCCUAUACGUCUGCGCGGCCUGGAAGCGCAAACACACUAGCCUCACCAGCACAAUCGUCGAGGAGAUGGUCCUGGACUCGAUUCUGGAGCAGAGCCGGCCGAAGAUGAGCGACUACCUCGGCGACGUGCCGUUGGGACAACGCCCCGAGCAAUUCAUGGCGCUGUGCGAAACGGCCAGACCGAGUGGCGACGCCCCAGCCAUCGCAGCAUUCAAGGAGUUCAUGCACGGCGAGUUGGGUUUCCUGGAUCCUCCUCAAGGGCCUCCUGGCGACCUUUGGCUGCCAGCCAACAUGUCGCCAGGAGUACACGCGCAGCUUCUCAAAGCACUGGUCGUUCUCAGCGGCAAGCAAUGA